AUGGCACCUGUCAAGGCAACUACGACCACCCAAUCCCCAGCUAGAGAUAAAACCUGCGAAUCAUUUGCAAAGAAAGGAAAGAACGUCGAAGUCCUCAUUACAGUUCUAUUGAGUACUAAACGACCAGAUGCUUUUGGUUUAGAUGCCUCGCAAGUCGACUGGGACCUCGUCGCCAAACGCUUGGGUCUCAAGAAUGCAAAGGUUGCUUCAACUCGUUUCGGACAAGUCAAAAAGGAAUUAAUCGAAUGUGCUGAGUCCAUGAAUCUUAUGGAUUCAGCUACGGGAGAAGCUAGCGGCGAGGGUGAUUUCAAAGGUGAAGGGGGUGAAAUUACUCCUCCUGAGACACCAGUGAAGGUUAAACCCAACCCGGGGCCUAAGAAAAGGAAUCCCCCCAAGGGCAAAGUUGCCAAAGGAACCCCAAAAAGUAGCGGGGGCCGUGGAAGAAGAAGCAAAGCUGUGAAGGAGGAAGUUGAGCCAGUGGUCGAGCAGGGGGUUGAGAGUGGGGAAGAGAGUACCGAUGUCUUAGAGUAG
This is a messenger RNA of Orbilia oligospora ATCC 24927, 531 nucleotides long. RefSeq lists its product as uncharacterized. The record is from RefSeq and is a predicted model, not a curated record. Lineage: Eukaryota; Fungi; Ascomycota; Orbiliomycetes; Orbiliales; Orbiliaceae. The coding region runs from base 1 to 531 and encodes 176 amino acids. The transcript has 2 exons.